CGGUGGGAGGGUCAUGACGCAGCGAGUUUCAGUCGUGAUUUUUCCAGGGGCAUCUCGGCGUCCUCUCUUUUUCCGUUUAAAGUAAAACACCGCCCGACGCAACCUCGUGCGUUUCGGGGGCGAGGGCGGCCGCCGCAGCGGGAGUGCGGCGCUGACGUGAGCCUCUGUCUGGGGGCCCUGCGGCGGCGCGCGGUCACGUGGGCGUGUUUGGGGGCGGGGCCGCGCGGCGGUUCCGGGCGGUUGGGCGCGCGAGCGAGGAGCCGAGGCAGCCGCGCCCGCCUGCCCCGCCCCUGGAUGCCGCUGUGCCCCGGCGCGGCCGCCACCGAUCGCAGCACAGGAGCCGCCGCCGCCGCGGUUGAUGUGGUUGGCCCGGGGCUGAGGAGGCCGCUAAGAUGCCGCAGUCCAAGUCCCGGAAGAUCGCGAUCCUGGGCUACCGGUCUGUGGGGAAAUCCUCAUUGACGAUUCAGUUUGUUGAAGGCCAAUUUGUUGAUUCCUACGAUCCAACCAUAGAAAACACUUUCACAAAAUUGAUCACAGUAAAUGGACAAGAAUAUCAUCUUCAACUUGUAGAUACAGCUGGGCAGGAUGAAUAUUCCAUCUUUCCUCAGACAUACUCCAUAGAUAUUAAUGGUUAUAUUCUUGUGUAUUCUGUUACAUCAAUCAAAAGCUUUGAAGUGAUCAAAGUUAUCCAUGGCAAACUGUUGGAUAUGGUGGGGAAAGUACAGAUACCUAUUAUGUUGGUUGGGAAUAAGAAAGACCUACAUAUGGAAAGGGUGAUCAGUUAUGAAGAAGGGAAAGCGUUAGCAGAAUCUUGGAACGCAGCUUUUUUGGAAUCUUCUGCUAAAGAAAAUCAGACUGCUGUUGAUGUUUUUAGAAGGAUAAUUUUGGAGGCAGAGAAAAUUGACGGGGCCGCCUCACAAGGAAAGUCCUCCUGCUUGGUGAUGUGAUUCUACUGCAGAACCUGAGGGCACUGGGAACCUGGCCUGCCUGAGGAGGCAACCUGCCCAUUUUCCUUUAAGAUAAACUCUGCUUCAUUUCUCUUCUGUUAACCUGAAAGAUUUCAUUUGGGUCAGAGCUUCUCUCCCAACCCUUCCUUUCAGAUUAUGUUAAACUCUGACUCGGUCCAAAUGAGUUCACUUCCAUUUUCAAAUUUUGAGCAAUCAUAUUUUCAAUUUAUAUAUUGUAUUUCUUAAUAAUAUUAUGACCAAGAAUUUUAUUGCAUUAAUUUUUCAGUGUAGUUUGUUGUUUAAAAUAAUGUAAUCAUCCAAAUGAUACAUAUUGUUACACUACUAUUAACUAGGCUUCAAUAUGUCAGUGUUUAUUUCGUUGUGUUAAGUGUAUACUUGUAAAUAAAAUAGCUGCAAAGCCUAA
Messenger RNA from Globicephala melas (long-finned pilot whale), 1371 nucleotides. RefSeq names its product Ras homolog, mTORC1 binding (gene RHEB). The record is from RefSeq and is a predicted model, not a curated record. Gene Ontology annotation, molecular function: GTPase activity; GTP binding; GDP binding. Gene Ontology annotation, biological process: small GTPase-mediated signal transduction. NCBI's taxonomy places the organism in Eukaryota, Metazoa, Chordata, Mammalia, Artiodactyla, Delphinidae. Gene Ontology annotation, cellular component: plasma membrane.